AUGUCGUUUUUUCAGAGAAACAGUGCAGCCGGAAACACAACCAGCACUGUAAUGGCAACUGAGAAGGACCUUCAAAAUGAAAUUGUAAUAAACAACCCUGCUGAUGAUUCUAUUUCAGAUAUUGCGUUUUCACCACAACAUGAUUUUCUUUUCAGUGUCAGUUCCUGGGAUGGGAAAGUGCGUAUAUGGGAUGCCCAAAAUGGGGUUCCUCAAGGUAAAGCACAAUAUGAGCAUAAUGGUCCAGUACUGUGCACAAGAUGGUCCUUAGACGGUGCUAGAAUUGCGUCUGGUGGCUGUGAUAAUACUGUUAAAUUAUAUGAUGUGGCUUCAGGACAGAGCCAACAAAUUGGAAGUCACAAUGAUGCUGUAAAAUCACUAAGAUUUGUUCAAUGCGGACCUACAAAUACUGAAUGUCUUGUCACAGGAUCAUGGGACAAGACAAUUAAAUUUUGGGAUACAAGACAGCCUCAACCAAUAACAACAAUAGCAAUGCCGGAACGUGUUUAUACUAUGGAUAAUAAGCAACAGCUGUUGGUUGUUGGUACAGCUGAGAGGCACAUUGCCAUUAUAAAUUUGGCCAAUCCAACAACUAUUUUUAAGAGUUCACAAUCUCCACUGAAAUGGCAAACACGUGUGGUAGCAUGUUAUAAUGAAGGUGAUGGUUACGCUAUUGGUUCAGUAGAAGGAAGAUGUGCGAUUAAAUAUGUUGAUGAUGAAGCACAGAAGAAGAGCGGUUUUUCGUUCAAGUGCCAUAGACAAACACAACCAAAUCGAGCUGCUGGAUCAUCAAGUCAAUCUCUGGUAUAUCCAGUCAAUAGUAUUGCAUUCCAUCCUAUAUAUGGUACGUUCGUUACCGCUGGUGGUGAUGGUUCUUUCCAUUUCUGGGAUAAAAAUCAAAGACACAGAUUGAAAGGCUUUCCAUCUAUGCAAGGGUCUAUUCCAGUAUGUAAUUUCAAUAGGAAUGGGUCUAUACUUGCAUAUGCAGUAAGUUAUGAUUGGCAUCAAGGGCAUAUGGGUAAUAGGCCAGACUAUCCGAAUGUGAUAAGACUUCACCCUACCACUGAUGAAGAAGUCAAAGAAAAGAAAAAGAAAACAACGUUUGGUCGCUAA
Nakaseomyces glabratus is the source of this 1110-nucleotide messenger RNA. It is a transcript of the gene GLE2, whose product is annotated as RNA export factor GLE2. Gene Ontology annotation, cellular component: nuclear pore. Gene Ontology annotation, molecular function: RNA binding; ubiquitin binding. Gene Ontology annotation, biological process: transcription-dependent tethering of RNA polymerase II gene DNA at nuclear periphery; RNA export from nucleus. The record is from RefSeq and is a predicted model, not a curated record. Lineage: Eukaryota; Fungi; Ascomycota; Saccharomycetes; Saccharomycetales; Saccharomycetaceae.